Paramecium sonneborni is the source of this 4485-nucleotide messenger RNA. The record is from the annotation of a GenBank genome assembly. Lineage: Eukaryota; Ciliophora; Oligohymenophorea; Peniculida; Parameciidae.
AUGUUAAGGACUUUAAUUAAACUCUUUUUAUCAAUUUUAUACAUGCCAAUAAUGGAUUUAUUUUUUUCAAUCUUUGCAUGUAUAAGAAAUGAAAAAGGAAAUUCUGUUCAUUAGAUGUUUAGUGAGAUAAAUUGUUGGGAAGGAACACAUACAGUUCAUGGAAUUGUUUCAAUAUUUGGAAUAAUAUGUUUUUAUAUAUUUUGUAUUUCAUUUUCACUAUUAUAUUAUGAACCUCGUUAUAUGGAAAUGAAUCCAUAAUCAAAAAAGAAUGGUAGAUAUUUAGCUAUAUUUCUUACUUAUGAACUUGUAAUGAUAAUUUGUUAUACAUUUAUGGUUGGAAAAUAAUAUGAUUAUAUCUUUAUAUUGAUAAUAGUAAUAGGCAGUUUUUUUGUUUUUUGGAAAAUGCAUGUUGAGAAUCCUCAUUAUAAUAAAUAUAUAGCAAAAGCAUGGUCUAUAUUAGCGGCAGUUAAUAUGUGGGGUGUUAUAUUAUUAUGUUUUGCUAAAUUUCUAGAAGGAUAAUUGUUUUUUGGAACAGUUUAUGCAUGGUUAUUUGGAUUACCUUUUAUGAUAGCUGCAGUAUUUAAAGCUGAUAAAUUAAAUUAUGAAUUAUUAUUAACUAAUUUAAAUAAAGUUGCUGAUCCUUUAGAAGUCUUAAACUUAACAGAUUAUUUAAUUAAAUUGUAUAAAGCUUAAGAUUCAGAUUCUUUAUUAAUGAUUGAUGGUUUUCUUGAAAUACACAGAGCUACAUGUGCAAAAGAAGACUGUUAUCUUAAAUAAAAAAGAUGUUAAAAUUAAAGAAUUUAAAAAACUUUCUUUAAAGAUUAAAAUUUAUCAGAAAGAGAUAUAGAUAUUUUAAUGGUUUUAGGCUAAAUAUAUUUUAAUUAAAUUAAAAGAUUUCCUAAUGAUAUGACCUUAAGAAUAAGGUAUUCAUUAUUUCUUUUUGAUUUAAUGAAAUAAAGACAGUAAGCAUUAAAUGAAUUAUUUUAAGCAGAAUAAUUAUGUCCAAGUUUUGAUUAUGAAUUUAUAAUUUAUAGAUAUAAAUAGAUUGUUGAAUUUGAAAUGAAUGUGGCUCAAAGUGAAAACAUUAAUGGUAAUUUAGAUAUUGCAAGUGAAUUAGCAUUUUAAAAUAAUAUGAAAUAAUUUUAAAAUAAUAUAGAAAGAGCUACUUUAAUGCAUAUGGAUUUUUGGUCAUAAUUAUAAGAAGAAUCACCUGAUUUAGGUAAAAUGAAUGAAAUUGGAUCAAAAAUUAAUUUAGCUAUUCUUUAAGUUGAAGAUUUAUGGAAUAAAAUGUCAAAAUUAACUUAAAAUCUACCUAAAGCUAUGAGAUUAUAUGCUAAAUUUAUUAUUGAAGUACUUUAAGAUAAAGAUUUUGGAGAAGAAUUAUUAUCAAAAUCAAAAAAUUUAUAAUAGUAGAAUUUGAAAAUAAAGAAUCAAUAAUUAAUAUCACUUUUGAAUAGUGAUGAUUUAUGUUAUGAAUCAAAUCCUAUAACAGUAGUAUCAACAUCUCAAGAGAAAUUUGCUUAAAUAGUUAAUGUAAACAUGUCAUGCUGUAAUUUAUUUGGAUAUAUGAAGACAGAAAUGAUAAAUCGUAAGAUAAAUAUAUUUAUGCCAAGCUUAUAUGCAAAAUUUCAUGAUAAUUAUUUUGAAAAGUUUAUGGAAACAAACGAUAAUAAAAAUAUUAAUAAAGAAAGAUUAGUAUAUAUAAAAUAAAAAUCCAAUUAUAUUGCUCCUUGUUUUUUAACUUUGAAGAUUAUUUAAUCAUUUGAUGAUAAUUUAUAAAUGGCUGCUUAAUUACGACCUUUAAAACUAUAUAAACCUACUUGUUACUUAUUAAUAGAUGCAAAUGAAUUAAUUGAUUCUGUCUCUGCAUCAUGUAUUACUUUAUUAAAUAUUGAUCAUAAAGCAAUAUCUCAUAGAAAAAUAAUGUUAGGAGAUCUCUUUCCAAAUUUUAGUUAGUUAAAAGCUUAGUUCUUAACUAAAAAUGGAGGAAUAUUAUCAUAUAAAUGUUAAGAAGAACAAAGUAAUAAAAAUAUCAAGGAUGAUAAAGAGGAAAAUCAAAUAUAUUUUACAUGUUUUAUUACUGAAAUCUCAAAUGAAAUUAAUGGAGAAACAGCAGGAUAUAUAGUAAGAUUAGAAUUAAAUGGAAAUGAUAAAAGUACAACUUAAGAAUUAAAUGUACAUUAACAUCAUUAUAAUGGAUUAAGUUUAUAAUUCAAAUUCAACCCUAGAUUAGCUAAUUAUUAUGGUGAGUUUGUUGCUGAAAUGAAUUCUUAGAGAGUAGAUUAAACAAUAAUUUGGGAUUAAGGUGAUCUUUCAUCAAUGAUUUCAUCCAAUUAGAAUGAUAUACAAAACUCAGGGAUUUAAAAACAUUUAAUGAAAUUAGAUAACAAUGUUGAAUAAAAAGAAGUGAUGAGAUAUGGAGAAGGAAUUGUGACUGUGAGACUUUUUGAGAAUAGAAUCUAAGAUAUAAAUGACAUAGAUAUCAUUUCGGAUGAUGAGAAUGAAGAUAAGAAUAGUGUAUUUGAAAGAAGAUAGAUUUAAGAUUCUAGUAUUUAAAGAUCCUAAGAAAACAAUGAAUUGAAUAAUAUUUUUAGAUCUAGGAAACAUUUAUCUUAAAUAGUUAAUAAUUAUUAAACACCAAAAGUCAUUAAAAAAUUAAAUUGGACUUCCAAUAUUCUUACUAUUAUUUUAAUUGUUUUAUCAUUUACUGAUUUUUUUAUUAUCUAUGAUUAAUAUUAGGAAAUUUAUAAAACAAUUUUGUUGGUUAAAAAUUAAAAUUAAAGAAAUGCAGAACUUUAAACCCUUACUACAAGUAUUUAAAAUUUAUUAAUGUUAAAUAUGGAUGUUUGGGAUUUGUAAAAUGAAUCAGAAUAAAAAACAUAUGAAGAAUUAUAAAAGAAGAAAUUAAACCAAUCUAUUAAUAAUAUUGACAAUUUGAAUAAAGAAUUAAUGUUAACAGAUGUUAGUUUAAGUGAUGUUAUUAUUGAAAUGAUGAAUAAUGAUGUUGUAAGUAUGAUUUCAAGUGACGGUACUUCAUAAAUGUUUGAUAUAUCAGAAGCUAUCUAAUAAUUAUUGAGUAAAUCUUUAAUUAUUAGAGAUAAACCAAUUUCUAACAUUAACUUAGAUGAUGUUGAUGUCAAUUUUGUUUUAUUUAAUUCUUUAAAUAGUUUGAUAUUUUAAAUAAGAUCCUUUUCAACUUUGUAUGCAAAUGAGUUGUUGUUUAAAUCUGAAAAUAAUAGAGAUACUUUCUUAUUGAUAUUAAGUAUUUCAGCUGCUGCUUUAGGUAUUGGACUUAUUAUCAUGAUAAUUGCUAUUGUUUCUGUUCAUUAAACAUAAGAAGAAAUGUUAGCUAUUUUUAUAGAUCUCCCUGAAAAAACUAUCAAGUAUUUAUUCAACAAAGCUGAAAAUUUUAUUACUAAUUUACAAAUGGGAGAAGAAGAUGAUUUUUUAUCAGAUAUAGAAGAUAUUGAAAAAGAAAGUUAAAAUGAAUUGAAUAAAUCUUUGAAAGCCAAACGGAAACGAAGGAGAUUUAAAAACUCAAAUAAAGAAUAACGUAAUUUUAUUCUUGGAAUUUUAAUAAUUAUUCUAUUAGCUCAAGGAUAUUUUACAUUAAAUUAUUUAUUAAGUAAAAACUUUUUAACAGAUUUAAAUUAAAUGAUUCCUGAAAUUAAUGCAACAGCAAGAGCUGAAAGUUUCUAUAGAUUUGUAGAUAUAAGUGAAAGAUCAUUAUUUUUAAAUCGUAAUCAUACUAUUAUGAAUUAAGAUUCAUAUGAAAUUGUAAAAAACAACCUUAAUGGUUUAUAUAUUUUAGAUUCUUCUAUUCAUUAAGAACAUGCAUUAAAUGUUGAAAUAACUAGUCAAUUAUACUUAGAUUCAUUUAAAACAAUUUUUAUGGAACAACCAUGUACAAUAAUUUCAAAUUUCUUGAAUGAAUUAACUGAAUAAGAAUGUCAAGUAUUUGCUGAUGGAGCAAUUUAUUAAGGAAUGGCAGUCGGGAUUGCAAGAUAUUUUGAGAAUCUUAGAUAUAUAAUGACAAUUUAUGAUUAAUUUUGGGGAAAUCCAAAUGUAAAUUUCACUCUUUUAGCUAGGGGAUUUGGAAAGUUUAAAAAUAUAACAAAAGAUAAUGAUAAUGUAAGAAAUUAUAUUUUAAAUCUUAAUAAUUUCAAUUAAACAAAAGAGGCUCGUGAAAUGUAAGAUAAUUAUAAUAGAGGAACUUUUCGAUUUCUUGUUUCAUAAAUGAUUGAAGGAAUUAGAUAAGAUAUGGAAAACCAUAAAACGGAAAUACUAGGAUUAUUUAUAGCUUUUGAAGGUUUAAUUUUCAUUGUUUAUUUUGUCUUUUGGUUACCAUUGCUUGCCAAAUUUACUAAAGAUUUAUGGAGAACUAGAUCCAUGAUCUUAAUGAUACCUCUUGGUGUCAUUCAAAAUAUUAAAUCUAUUAAAACGUAUAUUAAGACUAACAUUCAAAUUAAUGAUAUUGAAGUUUGA